This is a messenger RNA of Hordeum vulgare subsp. vulgare (domesticated barley), 621 nucleotides long. RefSeq lists its product as uncharacterized. The transcript has 2 exons. The record is from RefSeq and is a predicted model, not a curated record. Lineage: Eukaryota; Viridiplantae; Streptophyta; Magnoliopsida; Poales; Poaceae. Bases 2 to 502 code for a protein of 166 amino acids.
AAUGUUCAUCUUCCCCGAUCCCCUUUGUUGUUUGCUUUUUCUCUCAGCUCACCACAAAAUUGCUGCUACCUGUAGUCAGCCCCGCAUCUUGUUUUGCCAUAGGUUAGCCAUCGAUGGUCAUCGGUCUGCUGCUCAAGGAGCUCUCACGCUCGAUCGCCGCAUGGACGCCGGCGAGCUCGAGGUCUUCGACGCCGGCCGUUGCACCGACGGAUAUCAGCUGGGCCUCGCGGUGGGCCAGCUGUUCCGCGAGACGAUCUGGAGCAGGAUGCUAGUGGACGUCUUCCUGCACAAGCAGCUGCUGCCGUUCGCGUCCACGGCGGCGGGCAAGCCGCUCCUCGCCGCGCUCCAGGCCGUCGUGAUUCUGGUCAACCUGAGGAAGGAGCUUCGUCCGUUCAUCCCAAAGAAGGGCCAUGAACGGAGGGAGGAGCCCGAGGACGACUGCUCCGACAUCCUGAUGGUGAGCGAGUCGACGGCUUUUGCGGCGCACAACGAAGACGCAUAAGUAUGUUGACGCUGUUUUCUUCCCCAAGCGCGCAUGUCGAGGCAGCUCUGCAUAUCUGUCAGGAACAAAGCACCUGACUAACUGAACCAAGCAAUUUAAGGUGGAAUUUAGACAAGAAA